Caenorhabditis bovis is the source of this 4953-nucleotide messenger RNA. Lineage: Eukaryota; Metazoa; Nematoda; Chromadorea; Rhabditida; Rhabditidae. The record is from the annotation of a GenBank genome assembly.
AUGAGCCGCCUAACACCGAGCCGGUCGCCGCGAAUGCGCCGAUUUGCCGACCAGCUCGCCCAGAUCCGCAUCUCGCUCGACCCGCCGUCGCCGCCAUUUCUGAGCCCGUCGCCACUUGGCGACAUCCACCAAUUGCCGCCAAUGAACUAUUUGCAAGUGCCCGGCGAGACCAAUGCCGAAACGUCGGCGGCAUUCCCGUUUCCGAGUCGCGCGCUCGCCUCGCCACCGCCGGAUCGUCGCACGUCGUUCGCGUCGACAAUGUCCGACACGAACAGCUCGGUGACGAUACCGAUGUCGGUCAGCUAUCAGAAUCUACUGUCGCCGAUGUGGUCGACCGUCAAAUACUGCUCCGAUGACAACGAGACGCCGCCGAAUGAGCCGGUGCCGAGACGAUCGAAAAGUGCAUUGUGUAAUCGAUCGUCAUCGGACUGCAUCAAUGUGCCGCCGAUCGUGUUCUCACCUGUUCUCAGCCGUCCCGUCAGGUCCAUAUCACCGACAAUGUCGUCGCCAACAUUCCGAACCCAUCACGGUUCCGACUCGGAAAGUGACACUGACGUUGUUUGGAGAGGAAGCGGCAGUGCCCUAAUGAUACCGAGGCGUUCGUUCAAUUAUCAUCAUUCGAGCGCCACCGGACAUCAGCAUCAUGAUUUGGAUUCGGCAGCGAACGUCGAGAGGCUCCUUAAAAGAAAUCGUCGUAAAACGAUGGCGAUUCAUGGCGCCGAAGUUUCGAUGGACCACGGAAUCAGCGUUGGCGGCAAUUGGUCGAGCUCGUCGAUGACGAACUUGUGCCGAGUCCGCUCCACUCUCGGACACUCUGAUCCGCAGUUGUCGAGCAGCUCGAGCGCGCACGCGUCGACGACAAGCCUUCAUCCGAAGCCAUCGCCGUCAAACUUGCGUUCGGCUCGUCCGUCGCUUCACGCUUCAACGUCGCCGGUAACCCUUCAACGAUGUCGAAGUCCUCUUCGAAUUCCGCAGCGAUCGACGUCGAGUUCGCAGAAUUUCGCCGUUGUCGCCGGACCAUCGUCGUCUGUAGCGCCGCACGCGACUGUUCCGAUUCAAUUGAGACAAUAUUCUGCGCGAAAUGGUUCGUCUUUAAUGGCUCCCGUACAGGACACACGAAGAUGGUCGCUGGCUUCACUUCCAUCGACUAGCGGCUACGGGACGCCGGGCACUGGAAGCAAUUCAGGGGUCUCUAGUCAAUAUUCGUCGACGGAGCAUAUUGGAGAAAUGAUUGAUAAUAUGAGAGUGGGACCCGUUCGGCAGGCUUCCAGUCGAUAUGAUAGUAAUGAGAGUUAUGAUGACGUGACGACACCGCAGCCAUCGAAUUCAUUUCUGAAUCGUCCCAGAAGUCGAAGUUUGACAAGUCCUGCGAAAUUUGUGAACGAAUUCAACUUGGAAAUUGUCAAUCGAACGAGUGUUUAUAAGGAAAAGUUUCCGAAAGCAAAACUCCAAAUGGAGGAGCGGCUGAGCGCAUUUGUUGCCGAGAAUGGUCCGUUGAGCGGUGGAAUCACACUGCCCAAUAUCGACAACGAGCAAGAAGGCGAUGAAUUGGUAAUGAGGAGUCGAAGAUCAACGGUUUUGGAUGCCGAAUCAUAUGCGGAUCGAAAUUUGCUUCGUCUCAUCGGCGACGGAGCGACUCGGUUCCUUCAUCAUCAGAUUGUCGAGAUCGCCGCCGAUUGUCUGGCGAAAUCGAGAGAUGAUUUGAUAACUUGCUCGUAUUUCUGCGAAAUGAGCCAACGAUUAGAGGAAACUCUCAAUGAGGCACAAAUGAAAACGAGUCCCGAGUCGCUUGACUAUUUGUCGAAGUUGGUCAAACGCCUUCUGAUGAUCGUCAGUCGUCCGGCGCGCCUUCUCGAAUGUCUCGAAUUCGAUCCCGACGAGUUUUAUCAACUUCUCGAAGAAGCCGAGGGUGUUGUUCGCGAGCAGUUGGGCUCGGGAACCGCCCGUGUUCCUGAUCUUCCGCAGUAUAUAAUCGGGAAACUCGGACUUGAUCGCGAUCCGAUGCUGGAUUCAACCGAACAGGUCGACGAGGUGCCGACGAAUCCGCCGAGUGUGCCGAGCACUAAUAAAACGGAGGCGUCAUUUCCGGAUACGAAUCGGCCACCUUGUGAGGAUGAUUUUGAAACGAUACGGGUUUGUUUUAUCGAGUUUCGUCUUGUAAGCAACGGAGCCUACGGUGCCGUUCAUCUGGUUCGGCACAAAGAAACCCGGCAGAGAUAUGCGUUGAAGAAGAUGAACAAGCACACGCUGAUGUUGAGGAAUCAAGUCGAUCAGGUGUUCGCCGAGCGUGACAUUCUCACCAUGGCCGACAAUCCAUUCGUCGUCUCGUUCUACGGCUCAUUCGAAACGCGCCACCAUUUGUGCAUGCUCAUGGAAUACGUCGAGGGCGGCGAUUGUGCGGCGUUGCUCAAAAGCGCCGGAACACUGCCGCUGGAAUUGGCGCGGCUUUAUAUUGCCGAAACUGUGCUCGCCAUCGAGUAUUUGCACUCGUAUGGAAUUGUGCACAGAGAUUUGAAGCCGGACAAUCUUCUAAUUACGGCGAUGGGACAUAUCAAAUUGACGGACUUUGGACUCUCGAAAAUUGGACUCAUGAAUCGAACAACACUUGUUGCUGAAGGCUGUGGAACAGUUGCUGAAACUCAGCAAUUUCAGGAUAAACAAUUGUGCGGAACACCUGAAUAUAUUGCCCCAGAAGUGAUUCUUCGACGGGGAUAUGGAAAACCGGUUGAUUGGUGGGCACUCGGCAUUAUACUCUAUGAAUUCCUGGUUGGAAUUGUGCCAUUUUUUGGAGAGACACCCGAAAUUUUGUUCUCGAAGGUAAUCAAUGAAGAAGUCGAAUAUCCAACCGAAGAUGAAGCUCUACCGGUUGAAGCUGAAGAUCUUAUUCGGAAAUUAUUGGAGAAGAAUCCCGCCGAGCGUCUCGGCACGAUUUCGGGCGCCACACAGCUCGUCGCUCAUCCGUUUUUUGCAUCAUUGGAUUUUAAUACGCUUUUGAGGCAAAAAGCCGAAUUUGUGCCGCAAUUGGACAAUGAGGAGGACACCAGCUAUUUUGAUACUCGCCAAGAUCGCUAUAACCAUGAAGCUGAAUCAUGUGAAGAUGAUUCGACGAGUUGUAUGAUGUUCAAUUCGUUCUCAACCGCCAGUCCGAGACAUUCGAUUGUCUCCAUCGAUCCUUCGUUGAUGCCUCACAUCAUUUCAUCAGCGUCGCCGUCAAUUUCGUCGCCGAUUGAGCGCUCGAAUUCGAUGUCGUCGGGAAAAUCGGAAACGCGACCGGAACGCUCGUAUUCGACGGGGCAGGCGCCGGAUUCGUUGGCCGAUGACACGAUUUCAUCGGCGGAGAAUCUUCGCCGCCGCUUUUCGGCGCAACGACAACAUGUCUCGACAACAUCGUCGUCGGGAACCGGAUCAGGAAACGCGUUCGCCACCGCGGCGUCGUCGACGGAUUCUUCUAUCGACGCCUCCACUCUUCCAUUAUUUCAUUCCGGUCGACGAUCCGACGGCGGUUCGAGAUCGCCGCUUCCGCGAUUCGCCAUUUCGUACGAGGGAACGACGAGCGAGCACGUCGAUGAGCACGACGAGAAGACAAAGAAUGAGAGUAAUGAGCCCGUCAAGUUCCGGAACCAAGCUCUUCAACUGGUGAUUCCUGGCCAAUCGAGCUCGUCGUCAUCAACAUCAACAGCAGCAACAGCAGCAUCUUCGAAUGAUUCGAAAGAGACGUGCUAUGUGAUGUACUCGAAUCCGGUGACCGUCACUUCACAGCAACUCUCACCCGGUGGUGUUUCCGUAUCGUCGGCAUCGUCGGCUGACGUCGGCGCGUCGCCGCAAUGCGCCCAAACCUCGGACUCGCCGAGCACCGAUGUGCCGUUGAGCAAGAAUAUCGCCAUCAAGAAGGGACCAUUUGGAUAUGGAUUCACCCUGAAAUCGGUACGUGUCUACCUUGGUGAACACUCAGAGUAUUACACUAUCGAGCACAUUGUGACAUGUGUCAUUGAAAACAGCCCUGCGUGUCUGGCAGGCCUUCGUGCCGACGACAUGAUAACCCACGUGAACGGCCAUCCGGUGCACAAUCUGACGCAUCCGCAGCUGAUGCACCGACUGUUGAGCGGCGGCAACGAGAUUCAGCUCAAAGUGACGCCGUUGUCGUCGACGUCGAUUCGCGAAGGCGCCGCGCGGCGAAACGUUGGCAAAAUGGCGAAGAAGAAGCCGAAGCGACCGCAGCGACGCGUGCCGUUGGAGAAGAAGGCGCGCAAACCGUCGGCGCUUCUUCGCCGAUUGUCGGGCAAACGCUCGACGAACGACAUUGUGCCGGGAAGCUCGAGCCAGAAGCAGGCGUUUAUGCCGCGUUCGGCGUCUAGUCAGGAUGGAAGUAUAUUGACGCAUUUGCCGGGCACAACGACGACAAGGGUCGAGCCGGACGUCGCCGCGACGUCUGCUGUCGAUUUGGAGCCGAAUCGGCCGUCGUCGAUUCGCGGCAACUCGUCGCCGUCGAGUCCGAGUAUGCUACUAAAUCCGACGGCGUCGGCGAUUACCCGCAAACCGAAAUACACCGAAGGGGUACCAUCGGAGCACUCGGGAAUUGCGAUUGUCAAGCAGAAAUCGCAAUCGAUUGCGGUUAGUCCCUUGGCAAGGGACUCCCGAAUUCGAAGUCCGUCGCCAUCGCGAAAUCGUCCCCAAUCGACCAUUUCAUAUCCGUCGAAGCUGUCGACGUCGACGUCAUCGGUCACACCGGUAGCGCCGGCUCGUCGUAGCUCGUAUCAGCCAACGAGUAGUGGCGUCGCAGCAGCUGCGGCGGCGGCGGCGACACCGACGCCACCCCCAACUAGCACGCCGAUUCCACAGCCGCGACGAAGUUUAACGAAUCAAUCGCGCGGGUUUUCGGCGGCGGCGGCGCAAUCUGCACAGAAUUUGCUUAGUCGAAUAUUGCCGAAGCAGCAGGAUAAUAGCGGAAAAUAA